AGUUAUUCAAGGAUUCAUCUCCCCCAGGACGUAUUCAAACAUAUUUGAAGGAGAUGAAGCGAGGAUAUGUUUACAAACUCAACAACUUCUAUGGAUCCAGAAACAAAACCGUGUUCCGGGUUUCUGAUCAUACUGCGACCGUGUCGUUCGCAUGGAACUCAGAACUGUCGGUUCUUCAAGACGGCCAUGCUCCUUUUGAUGAAGACAGUUUCCGGUUUUAUUCGUAUGAAGAAUUUCAAGCUAGCUGUGAUCUCAAAGGAGACCUCUACGAUGUUGUUGGCCACAUGAAGUUGGUUAAUGGUCAGAGUAUAAAGGAAGCCCCGGUUCUUGACGAAGUGGAGAUAGCAAAGGCGAGGCAUGUUCUGAUUCAUAUCCAAUCACAUGAUGGACCUGUGAUGAAACUCUACCUUUGGGACCAGGCUGCAAGAGACUUCUGCAAAAAUUUUAAAUCGUAUGAGAAAACAUCCACCGUGUUACUGGUCACAACCAUUAACGCAAAGACUCUCGGAGGUACUCUUUCCCUGACCUCAAUGUCCUCCUCGCGUGUGUUUAUGGACUACGAUGUCCAACCUACCAUAGAUUACUUUGGCUGGUUGGGCUCUAAUCCAGCUAUUGCUGAGCAGGUUAGUGCAGAGGUGGUAACUAAACGGGAGACAAUGACUAUAGGGGAAAUAUUCUCCUACAUCAAGCAGGAAUCUGCAAAGGAUGCCUUUUUUGAGUGCACAGCUACGAUCAAUGACGUCGUGCAUGACUCUGGUUGGUACUACAUCGCAUGCAGUGGGUGCAAUACUAAGGUUACAAACGGGGCAACUUCGAUGAUUUGUACAAACAUCAACUGUGAGAAGAUUUACGUGGCUGGAGUUGCACAGUACCGUUCAAAGAUAUCAGUCUAUGAUAACAGUGAGCAAGCUUUUUUUGUACUCCUUGGUGAUGCUGGUCGGGAGUUGACCGGAAAGCCCGCAUCAGAAUUAGUUAGAAACUAUUUCGAGGCUAACGGAAACGAAGAAGGUAACCAUAAGGCGCCUGUCCCAGGAGCUUUGAUCAGCACCAUCGGCUAAAGACAUAAGUUUUGUGUCAAGGUGACAGAGCACAACUUAUCAGGCAAGACCCGGUCUCUUACUGUGACCAAGAUCCUCCCUCUAGACACUCCACCAGCCACAAUGUCAUCGGAAGAAGACCACACUACUGCAACUUCAGAGGAAGCAUUCAAAAGGCAUCUGGAUUCUGCAGAGGGGAGUAAGAGGACUUGUGACAGUGAUGAGAUAGAGGAGUCUAAACGCCUUAAGUGUGGAAACUAGAGCUUCCGUACGUCUACUAAAACUUGCAUGGUUAUUUGCAGACUGAGUAUUUGUUUCCAGUUUCGUUUUUGGUUCACACUUUCCUUUAAGUAUAACUUUCCAGAGUUUUAUUUCUUUGCAACAUGAUAUCUACUUUGAAAGAUUGCGAGUUACUAAACAGGUUUUAUGCACUAUUACUCUGCUUAGAUAAAUAUUUAGAGAUCUACAAUAAUUUCAAUGAUAUAGUUUGAGUAACAAAUAUGACAGGCCAGGAUUAUAUUUGCAUAUUGAAAAUGAUACUGUCAAUGCAUGAAUCCGCAUGAAAGUUUGUCAUAUUUUUCAAAUAAUCCUUCCAGCAACGUAAAAGUAACUUCCAUUGAGGCUAACAUUUUUUAAUAUUCAGAGUAUCUAAUUCAAUAAAUAAGAAAUAUUCCUCCUAAAGCAACCAUUCCUUAAAAUAGAGAUUUAUAUAUUUUAAGUAACCAUAAUUAACUCCAUAAAACAAAGAGCUUGGAUGGCAGACUAUAUGAUUUCACAAAUCAUUAAAAUAUUAAUGGAUCGUAGACAUAUGAUCUCUGGCUGUCACCCAAUUUUUUUGUUUUCGAUAAGCAAAUUUUGUCAAGGUUGAUCAAAUUUGGGGAAUAUUAUUAGAUGUUAAAAAACUAUAAGAGCUUGGAGAAUUUGGGGAGUAUUAUUAGAUGGUUCUACUAAAACCAUAUUAUUGAUGCAAAUAUUUUCAAAUUCAAAACUCAGAUACAGUGUUACUAAACUAAUAAAAUAGAAUUCAAUCAUAUAGUAGUAUAUAGAUGGGAUUAUAGAUGGGAUGCAACUGGUCCCCAUAAAUCUGUUAAAACUUGGUAAGGUUAGUAAUCAAUUAUUAAAAAACAUAAAUUAUUUUUCGUGGACUUAUUUGUAUACUGUAGAAAGACUGUAUUUUAGUAUCUUUUUAUUAACUACAUAUAAUAGAACCUGGAAUUCUCACAUAUAACUAUUUCAUUUUUUAUAAGAGUUAGUAUUAAUAAAGAAAAAAUUGUAUAUGGUUUGAUGAACAUAAGAUAAUUCUUUUUAAAUAAGAGUGUGUUAGAAAAGAGAGUUAGUGUUAAUAACCAAAAAAACAUGUAUGAUUGAUAUGUGUUUAAAAAUCAUCAAAGGCGAAGACUCACAAAAACAAAAAGUGAAGAACAUAGUCUACAAAGAAAUCUUCAACCGCCUUCACUCCCAUGAGAGUAACUAAAACUGGAAACUCAGGAUCUCAUGGAAGGUUUCUUAAGUAGUUAUCUAUCUAAUAGUUCACAUUUAUCUGCUACGCAGUACUCGAGCUAUCAACAGAAAUGAAUCAGACUUAAAACUCCUUCCCGUAUAAUUUCACGGUUACAUGAAGGUAAUAAACUAAACAUAAAAUUUAUGUCAAACUAAAUGCUUACAUAUAUUCCACUUCUACAAGAAAACUAUCACUCACAACCACAUCAGGUUCGCGCUUUUACUUUGACAACGAUAUUGAUAUCAUACAACGAUUCCAAAAGAAGAAUAAACUCCUAUCAUAAACCUGAUGGCAUAACUCCACAUGUGAUCGAACAAAAAAACAUUAAACAAGACCAGUCAACCCUUCUAAAAUUUGCAUUAAUACUUUCUACGUCAAUUAAAAUAAUCAUUGUAUCAACAAUUACCAAUAUCCAUCGAUAAUACUUUUUCUUUCUGUAUUCAACAUUCAGUGGUUUUUUUUCCUUACUAUUUUACAUUAUACAAAAUUUAGACAAACUAUAUUAAUAUACUCUGAUUUUCUGCUUAACCAUUUUCAAAGUCAAAAACCCGGGCGUAGCCCGGGAACACACCUAGUAAUAAAUAAUAGGAUUAUAUCAUGUAUGGGAGAGUGGUGGAAAUAAAUUGGCAGACAAAAAAAAAAGUUUAUUUAAUGUUAGAUAAAAGAAAAAGAGUAGCAAAUAAUAAUAAAGGUUUAA
Molecule: messenger RNA, 3235 nt
Organism: Brassica rapa (field mustard)
Lineage: Eukaryota; Viridiplantae; Streptophyta; Magnoliopsida; Brassicales; Brassicaceae
Biological process (GO): double-strand break repair via homologous recombination; telomere maintenance via telomerase; nucleotide-excision repair
Cellular component (GO): DNA replication factor A complex
Molecular function (GO): damaged DNA binding; single-stranded telomeric DNA binding
Source: RefSeq, a predicted model, not a curated record